This is a messenger RNA of Acaromyces ingoldii, 1534 nucleotides long. Its product is annotated as guanine nucleotide-binding protein alpha-3 subunit. Lineage: Eukaryota; Fungi; Basidiomycota; Exobasidiomycetes; Exobasidiales; Cryptobasidiaceae. Gene Ontology annotation, cellular component: heterotrimeric G-protein complex. Gene Ontology annotation, biological process: adenylate cyclase-activating G protein-coupled receptor signaling pathway. The coding region runs from base 124 to 1188 and encodes 354 amino acids. The record is from RefSeq and is a predicted model, not a curated record. Gene Ontology annotation, molecular function: G-protein beta/gamma-subunit complex binding; GTP binding; G protein-coupled receptor binding. The transcript is spliced from 3 exons.
UUUCCCUUUCUCGGUGAGCUUAGAGACGUACGGGACGGGCAGCGGCGCACAGAAUUACGAGGAGCGACAGCGGCGGAGAAGAAAGGACGGAGUGGAAAAGAUAGGCGCGGCGAGGCGGCAAAAAUGGGCGCCUGCCUGUCGUCGACCGACGACAAGAAGGCCAAGGAUCGGAGUGUGCUGAUAGACCGGCAGCUCGAAGAGGACAGCAAGAGACUCAAGAAGGAAUGCAAGAUUCUACUCUUGGGCUCUGGCGAGUCGGGCAAGUCGACGAUUGUCAAGCAGAUGAAGAUCAUUCACCAGAAUGGCUACAACACAGAUGAGCUCAUGGUAUACCGGUUAACAGUCAUCAAGAAUCUCGUCGAUUCGGCGCAGGCCAUAGUCCUGGCCCUCCGCAAGUUUGCCCUCGAACCCGAGCGACCAGAGAAUCGCGAGAAUGCAGACUUGAUUCUCCAGUACCGCGUCGAUGCGGAUCCAAACAUGAUACUCGAUGCAGAAGUGAGCAGGGCGAUCGAGUCCCUCUGGCAGGAUGCCGUCAUUGCCCAGGUCAUGGAGCGCACGAGCGAGUUCUACCUCAUGGACAGCGCUCCUUACUUUUUCGACGAGGUUCGGCGGAUAUCGUCGCCAGACUAUGUCCCAAACGAAGCCGAUGUACUUCGGGCGAGAUCCAAGACAACGGGGAUAUCCGAGACGAGGUUCAACAUGGGCCAGCUCUCAAUCCACCUCUUUGACGUCGGGGGCCAACGCUCCGAGCGGAAGAAAUGGAUUCACUGUUUCGAGGCGGUGACGAGCAUCAUCUUUUGCGUUGCUUUGAGCGAAUACGACCAGGUCCUGCUCGAGGAGAGCGGGCAAAAUCGAAUGGCCGAGUCCUUGGUUCUCUUUGAGAGCGUCGUCAACAGUCGCUGGUUCAGCCGGACAUCAAUCAUCCUCUUUCUGAACAAGAUCGACAUUUUCAAGCAAAAGGUGCCCAGACAGCCCCUCUCCAACUUUUUCCCAGAGUACAGCGGCGGCAACGAUGUCAACAAGGCCGCCAAGUACAUCCUCUGGCGGUUCACCCAGACAAAUAGGGCCAGACUCAGCAUCUAUCCGCACCUGACCCAGGCGACAGACACGAGCAACAUCCGCCUUGUCUUUGCCGCUGUCAAGGAAACCAUCUUGCAGAAUGCGCUCAAGGACUCGGGCAUUUUAUGAUUAUUCGGCAUUGCAACCAGCAUCUCUUCCAUCUCUACUAUCCCAUUCUGCUGCCUACGCGCGCUUUCUCUGAUCGAUACCACUUCCUCCCCUUCCCCCUCCCUCUUGCUCAUCCUUCCACGUCACCUUAUACACCUGGUCGUGUUCCCAUGCCGAUCCCUGCCCCCCUUUUCUAGUCAUCUCUGUCGUCGGCGCACGUCGUUCCUACUACUCUGCAAUUACUACUGGCCCUUCCCAUCAUGAUGAAAGUGGGGUCCAGCAACGUUUAUCUCUCUGACCGUUUGCAUUUCCGCUCUCGCUAUGACUAGAAUCGUCUAUUGUUGCAAAUUCAAGUCUACAGAUGGGC